Molecule: messenger RNA, 441 nt
Organism: Hansenula anomala
Lineage: Eukaryota; Fungi; Ascomycota; Saccharomycetes; Phaffomycetales; Wickerhamomycetaceae
Gene: UMP1
Product: Ump1p
Exons: 3
Coding region: 1-441 (146 amino acids)
Biological process (GO): proteasome assembly
Cellular component (GO): cytoplasm; nucleus
Source: RefSeq, a predicted model, not a curated record
AUGAGUUUAAGAAUUAUCCCUGAAUCCACUCAACCAAGUGCUGUUGACAGUACAAAAUUCGGCCCAGGUGCUCCAUCUGCUCCAGGUAUACAAGAUAUAUUGAGAUCAGACGAAGGUCCAUUGAACAUAAGCUCCAAGAUCAACAACAGACAUCCAUUGGAAAGCAGAAUCCAAAACUGGGAAACUACACAACAUGAAUUGAAAUUAGAACAAUAUAGACGUAUAUUUGGUGCUGCUGAGCCAAUCAAGAGAACAAUGGAGUUGAAAAUUGUUGAGCAGACAGAUUUCAUGCCUAAUGCUUUAGGUAAUGCCUCUAAUGUGCAUAGAGAUAUUUUGUUGAAUAAGGAUACUUCAAUUGACUGGGAAGAUAUUUAUACAGGUCAAAAUUCAUUCCAACAGAGAGAUUUCCACUCAGAUUUGGAAAGAAAAAUGGGUAUAUAA